UUCCCGACGUGUGGCUGCUGUGCCUGCUGGUUGCUAGAGGCGCUUUUUUUUUCCUUUCCGCCUCCCGCUUUGUCGUGAGGGCGAGGAGGAGGAGGAGCAGCUGAGGCAGCAACCCCUCAGCGCCAGCAGGGGGGGGGGGUCGGUGGUGGCGGCAGUUUCCCAUAGUGACCUCGGUGGCUGCCCCGUCCCCGUCUGUUGGGGGUGUGUCCGUGCGCCUGAGGUCCUUACCGUCCCUACACACAAAGGGGGUAGAGGCCCUUUGGUCGCCCUCAUGGGGGUGAAAAGAACGAAGAGGCGUCGCUGUUGAGGCCCUCUCUCUGCCUCAGGGGUCGGGGGUGGCGGCGGCGGGUAAUGCAGAGAAGUUCCCCCCCUCUCUCUCGCCCCCAGCAGAGUUGAGGCCUCCCCUUCAGCCCGGGCUCGAGUGACCCAUAGCGGGUGGGAGUGGGAGUGGGGGUGUGGGGGUCCUUCUAAUCCUCUGGACAGCGGCGAGAAAGAUAGGUAAAGACCCUCUUUGGACACCUCUGUAAGGACUUACUUCCUUCACUCUCUCAGCAUGAAGAGUGCCCGUGGCAGCAGCUCUUCCUUCCAGAGUGCUAGUGCCAAUGGUGUGGAUCUCAGCCUUACAGGAUUGCCUGUACAAGUUCUUCAGCACCCUAGUAGUGCCUCUCCAGGCAAGCAUAUUGCUCGCUCUGUCUCUGUUAUUACUGAAAACAAGCCCAAGAGAAAUAUCCUAGAGGAUGCGGGGUUUGGCACCUCCAGAGCUAUGAACAAUUUGCGAAGAUCCAACAGUACAACUCAAGUUAAUCAGCAAAUGAAUGGCACUUUCAGUUCAGAUCAUCAUGGAGACUUCCUGACUUUGUUUGACAGCAGUUCAGGUGGAAGAAAGAAACUAGCAAGUCUUACCAAAACCUCACCAGAAAAAACCACAUGGAACAUCCUAGAUGAGCAGCCCAGAACUUUUCCUGCUCCAUCAGGCACUCGGGAAGCAUCUUCAAGCAUGAGGAAGAAAGACGUCUUUGUGCCUCUUGCAGCCAAUUUCACUGCUAAUAAUAGGAGUAACAAAGGUGCCAUGGGAAACUGCGUUACCACCAUGGUGCAUAACAACUACUCCACUGCAGACAAGGUGCCUACUCCUAAGAGCUCCAACCAGGCCACAACAUCCCUCAACAACAUUAUCAAAGCCACCUCUAAUGAAGACACAGAGAGCAGCAGCUAUUUGAAGUCCCAGAAGAACUUUUCCAGCAGCAAUGUUCUGGCUCGGAACAAUAAUACCAGUAGUAGCACUAACCCACUCAGGAGGCAGGAAGUGUCAGAGGAGGAAGCUGAGCGGUUCAUUAACCAUGUUAACUUGGCUGCUGUGACAAUCCAGCGCUGGUACCGGCGGCAUUCUCAGAGGCACAAGGAAGGCAUAGCUCAGCUUGGCCGUUUGUUAGCUUCUAAAAAAGAGGAAAGGCAGCAGCAACUCACAGAGGACGGCAACAUCUUAGAUUUGCAGCAGAGGCGAGAAGAGGAGAGGAGGAAGAUCCGGGAGGAAAAGGCACGCCUUGCCAGGAGAGCGGCCAUCCAGGAACUGCAACAGAAACGGGCCCAAAAAGCUUUGCAUACUCAGCGCUUGGUUCAGGAGGAGUUAGCAUUAAUGAAAGAAAGCAAGAAAACUGGAAGAAGGAAACCUGGGAAAACAGGCUCUGUGAAGAACACAAGCCCUGCAAGCAGUAUAAUCAAAGCCAAUAAUGCAGAUGCCAGUUUCCCCUUGGCAGCUACAGAUACAGAAGAAAAUUCUGCCAUGGCAUGUUUGACUGUUCCAGGACAGAACAGAGUCCCUGAAGAGCAGCCACAGGAUGUCAGCAGUGGAAAGAUGGCCAGCGAGGAUUUGGAGACUAUGAUCACUGUAGCCAGCAGGACGCAGUCAAAGGUGACCCUUAAUGAGCUACUAGACACCCUAAAGCUAUUGGAAGAGGAGCCAGAGUUGCUGCCACUACCAAAGGCCUGCAAGGAGGAUAAAUACGCUUGGAUAGAUGGGGACACAAAUUCCCUGACUGCUGACAACCUGGAGAAGUUUGGGAAACUGAACUGCUCUCCAGGUGUCCCUGAGGAAGGCACACUGCUCUCUGAAGCAAAACUUCAGAGCAUCAUUAGCUUCUUGGAUGAGAUGGAAAAAUCUGAGCAGGAGCGACCUAGGUCUGCUGCCUCUGCUUCACAACGGGAGGGACUUUUGUCAGAGGAAGAGCUAGCCCACCUGGAACAGGCAUCAGCAGUUGCCACAGAGGUCACCAGUUCCAUCAUGAGGUUGAAGCUUGAAGUGGAAGAAAAGAAAAGAGCCAUUACUUUACUACAGACAGCACUGGCUCAGCAACGGGAGCUGACUGUGCGGCAUGUAAAAGAAACAGAGAAGGAGUUGGGCCACCAGCUGACUCUACAGAGGGAGCAGUAUGAGGCAGCUAUCCAGCGGCACCUGGCCUUCAUUGACCAGCUCAUUGAUGAUAAGAAAACCCUAAGUGAGAAAUGUGAAGCAGUGGUGGCUGAACUGAAGCAAGUGGAUCAGAAGUACACAAAGAAAAUUGCCCAGAUGCAAGAGCAGCAUGAGUUGGUCUGGCGCAUUCUGGGCCCCCUCUGUGAGGAAAUAAAGAAAUUAAAGGAACUCAUGAGUGCCACAGAAAAAAUCCGCCGGGAGAAAUGGAUUGAUGAGAAAACCAAGAAGAUCAAAGAGAUCACUGUUAAAGGUCUGGAACCCGAGAUCCAGAAACUCAUUGCCAAACACAAGCUAGAAAUAAAAAAGCUGAAAGCACUGCAUGAGGCAGAGCUACUGCAGUCAGAUGAACGGGCAGCACAGCGCUACGUCCGCCAGACUGAGGAGCUGAGGCAGAUGUUGGAGCAUGAGAAGGAAGAGUUGGGGCAGCGAGAAAGAGAGCAAGCAAGGCAACGGUAUGAGAAGCAACUGGAGCAGGAGGAGCAGGUUCUGCAGCAACAGCGGCGACGGCUGUACAGUGAAGUGGCUGAAGAGAAAGAGAGGCUCAAUCAGCAGGCAGCCAGGCAGAGAGCUGAGUUGGAGGAUCUGCGGCGGCAGCUGGAAGAGAAUAGUUCUGUUGUCACCAAAGCUUUGAAGGAGGAGUAUGAGAAAGGGAAGGAGGAGCAGGAUCGACGCCAUCAGGCAGAGAUGCAAGCCCUAAAGGAACGCCUUGAAAUAGAGAAGCAGGCCUGGGAGGCCAACUGCCUGAAGAAGGAGGAGGCCUGGCUGCUUGGUAGAGAGCGAGAGCUAAGGGAAGAAGUUCGGAAAGAAAGAGACAAGGAGAUAGAGCUGGUCAUCCAGCGGCUAGAAGCUGACAUGUCCACCACCAAGGAAGAGUGUGAGAGAGCCACAGAGAAUAGAGUAAAGAGGGUGCGGGACAAAUAUGAAGCAGAGCUGCAGGAACUGGAACGGUCAGAACGCAAGCUCCAGGAGCGCUGCAAUGAGCUGAAGGUCCGGCUGUCAGAAGCAGAAGGCGAGGCUCUUCGUCUGCACAGUUUGCUGAGGCAAAAGGAACAGGAGACAGAGGACAUCCGAAAGGUGAGAGAUCAACUAACUCAGGAACGAAGCAGCCUCUCUGAGGUCAUCAGACAGGAGUUUGCUGACCGUCUAGUGAGCACAGAAGAGGAAAACAAGCGACUCAAGGCAGAAAUGGCUGAACUGCGGGCUCGUCAGCGCUUGGAACUGGACAGAGUCAUGAGAGACAAAGAAGAAGAGCUAGAAGAGGUGCAUAAAAGGGUGAAGACAGCGAUUGUGAAAAAAGAGGAAGCCGUGAACAGCCUUCGGAAGCAGUAUGAGGCGGCCAUGAAGAGGGCAGAUCACUUGGAGGCCCUCUUGGACCAGCAACGUAAGCAGCUACUAGCAGUCAAAUAACAGUGGCAUCAGCACCAGUGGCUUUGCAAGGGCAGAUGCAGCUGAUCAUGCAUGGCGAAAGGAAGUUGCCAGUUGUGAUCGAUGAGAGAGUAAAAUAAAAUGAACACUAAACUGUAUGUGGCUGGGGAAGGAUUUUUGUUCCAUCUGUUUUUCUUAUGUUGUUAUUAUUUUUUUGAUUUGUACUUUUACUUGUGCCUAUGAUCUGACCCCUUGUACGAGAAACCUGGGUAGAAUCCCAGUACUUGCUGAUGUAUUUUAAUAGUAAAAUCCAGCUGAUUUGUAAGA
Pogona vitticeps (central bearded dragon) is the source of this 4162-nucleotide messenger RNA. The record is from RefSeq and is a predicted model, not a curated record. NCBI's taxonomy places the organism in Eukaryota, Metazoa, Chordata, Lepidosauria, Squamata, Agamidae.